Molecule: messenger RNA, 1828 nt
Organism: Otolemur garnettii (small-eared galago)
Lineage: Eukaryota; Metazoa; Chordata; Mammalia; Primates; Galagidae
Gene: SLFNL1
Product: schlafen like 1
Source: RefSeq, a predicted model, not a curated record
AUGAUCCCCAGGAAGAGAUCAGCAUAAAUACAGGUGCGGGACCUCAUGGAGCCCCAGGGUGAGCAGCUCCUAGGAGAACUCCCCCCAGAAGAGUCCCUGCCCAAGGACUCAAGCCUCGAGGCAGCUCCCAGAAUGCACACUCUCUAUGUGGGCCAUCUGAACCCCCAGUUCUCAGUGCCUGUGCUCACGUGCCUGCUGCGAGACACCUUGGAGCGGCUUGAGCUACCGGUGGCACGGGAGCACAUUGAGGUGGUGAAGCGGCCACGGAAGGCCUACGCACUGGUGCAGGUGGCCACUCACAAGGCCACUCUGGCCUCCCUCCCCUGGCGCCUGCAGACAGCCUCAGAGGAGCACCUGAUCCUCAAGGAGCUGGCAGCCCAUGGGAAGGAGCUGGUGCUGGGUGAGGGCCGGGGUCCCUUCAACCGCAGAGAGGUAAGUGAGACUUUACCCAAGCAAACCCUAGAGCUUUACCCUGGGGAGACGGCUGGGUGUGAAUGGCCUUUAGACUGGGGGUGCAUCCUCCAGGAGGACGACAGUGGCCGGAGUCCAAGCACCAGCCCUAGCCACAGCCCCAGACCUGGCUCCGACCUCCCACUGCCCACAGCCAGGUCGCCUAAAGGGCCCCGGGCACGGCAGCAGCAGAGCUGCCAGAGCCGACCCAGUGGUGUGUGUUCUGACAGCGCCAUAAUGUACCAGGAGAUCAGGGGCCAGGAGCAGCUCUUCCAGGGCGCCUUCCUGGGCAGUGAGACCCGCAACGUGGAGUUCAAGCGGGGAGGCGGCGAGUACCUGAACCUGGCUUUCAAGCACCACGUGAGGCGCUACGUGUGUGCCUUCCUCAACAGCGAGGGUGGCAGCCUGCUUGUGGGCAUCGAGGAUAGUGGCCUGGUGCAAGGCAUCCGCUGCAGCCACCGUGACGAGGACCGCACACGCCUGCUGGUGGACUCCAUCCUGCAGGCCUUCAAGCCCCAGGUCUUUCCCGACGCCUACACCCUCACCUUCAUCCCAGUGGUUAGCACCUCGGCCACUGGCAUGCCCCUCAAGGUGAUCCGCCUGACCGUGCACACCCCUAAGGCCCAGGGUGAGCCGCAGCUCUACCAGACAGACCAAGGGGAGGUGUUCCUGCGGCGCGAGGGGAGCAUCCAGGGCCCCCUGUCCGCCAGCGCCAUCCAAGAGUGGUGCAGGCAGAAGUGGAUGGUGGAGCUGGGCAAGCUGGAGGAGAAGGUGAAGGUGUUGACAGUGGAGAAGGAGCAGCUCCAGCAGCAGCUGCAGCGGCACUGGCCCAUCUCCUGCACCUGCUGUGUCCUGUGAGGGUCCAGCGGGCAGGACGUUGCUGUGCUUUCCACAGGGACAUGGAGGAAUUUUCCUAUUAGAGCCUAAGUCCUACCAAUAAAAUCCACCUGGGCCACUCAGAGGUGAAUGGGAGCUCCUUCACCACUGCACCUGGGCUGGUCCCCACAUGGCUUCAACCCUGAGCAGACCCUGGUCUGUGUGGAUAAGAAACUGCUCUCAGUACUAUCCUCAAGGAAUCUUACUUUCAACAAGAACUUGUAAAACCCUGCCCAAGGCUACCUAGAGCUGAGCUGUAAGGGCCGGGCUGUCUCCCUAAAAUGCUCAUUUGGCCCAGGCUGGGGUCCGUGACUCCAGUUGGCUAGACAGUGCCAGAAAGGAUUUGUCAUCUUGGAGCCCCUUGCAAAUGAUGAGACAUAUUCAGUGACUGUCAUUACAGGACAAAAAGGCCAUCCUGCAGCCCCCACCCCCGACUUGCUGGAACUUGUGGCUGUCAAAGUUUCUUAAUAAAUUACAUGCUCCUGGGGCAAGAAUCAUUCUU